AUCCUCCGAUUGGCUGUUCGGGAAAUGGGCGGGGCUUUAAGUGGCAUAGUGCUUUUAAUAUGAUGCCUCUUUCAUUGAAAAACGAUACUGUGGUUGGAUUUUAGCUGAUAAUUCGUGAAUUACGGACAUGACGGAUCAAGGUGUCCGUGUGUGAAAUAUGGAUCAUGAAGUGGGAGAGAACUCCUUUGAACAUGGAAGAUUGGGAGCUCUCAGCCGCUGGGGGAGAUUUCUUUGUGGCCCGCGGAAUCUCAAGUUUAAAGAUGUGUUUACAUGGCAGCUCUGUAAAACUAUCGCAAUGGGUCAAGCCCUGUCCAUGCUGAUAUGUGGGACAGCGGUUACAUGUCAGUAUUUGGCGGAUGCCGGGGUGGAGACGCCAAUGCUGCAAAGCUUCCUCAAUUACACCCUGCUGCUGCUCACCUAUACUUUAGUGUUAGCCUUUAGGAGAGGUGAAAAUAAUAUUGUUCAAAUUUUAAAAACAAAGUGGUGGAAGUAUUUACUGAUGGCUCUAACGGAUGUGGAAGCCAACUACACGGUUGUGAAGGCAUACCAGUUCACCACCCUUACAAGUAUACAGCUGCUGGACUGCUUUGUGAUCCCGGUUCUGAUGGUGCUCUCGUGGAGCUUCUUGAAAACUCGCUACAGACCGUUGCAUUUUAUUGCUGUGGCUGUGUGCUUGCUUGGAGUCGGUGCGAUGGUGGGAGCUGAUCUGCUGGCAGGGAGAGACCAAGGCUCAAGUAGUCAUGUGUUGUUGGGGGAUGGACUCGUGCUGGUCAGUGCUGCUCUGUACGCAGUGUCUAACGUCUGUCAGGAAUACACCGUGAAAAACCUGAGCAGGGUGGAGUUCUUGGGCAUGAUGGGAUUCUUUGGGACACUCAUCAGUGGUGUGCAGAUGGCUAUACUUGAAUCCAAAUCUAUACCGGUCAUCAGCUGGAACUGGACAAUAUGCCUGCUCUUUGUUGCGUAUACUCUGUGCAUGUAUGGGCUGUACAGUUUCAUGCCUGUAGUGGUAAAGAUGACCAGUGCCACAGCUGUGAACCUCUCACUGCUGACUGCUGACCUCUUCAGUCUCUUCUGUGGGAUAUUCCUUUUUCGUUACAAUUUCUCAGGCCUGUAUAUUGUGUCUUUUGUGGUGAUCACACUUGGUUUCAUCAUGUUCAACAUUGUACCGACCGGCACAGCAGAUCUGUCGUAUGAUACUAAUGACAGCGCGUAUCAUCUGGCUUCAUCUGUGAAUGUCCAACAACAUGGAGAUACUGUAGUAGACUGGCUGCAAAAAGAUGGAUAAGAGAAUGAAGACGGGAAAGGAUCCAGUCAAAGAGCACAUUGCGGCGGAUUCUGUUCUGAUGUAAAAGCUCUACAAUGUAGAGUACAGUAUUGAAUUUUACAGAUUUACUUUAGAAGGGUCUAUAUUUUUGCCAAAGGCAGUUUAAUCUGUUAUUUAUGGAUUUUAAAUCCACAUCAGUGUGCCUUGUCUAUUUUUUUAUUUAAACCAAUUUUGCAUAAAUGUUAUUUAAAUGUGCGGAGACUGAAGUUCACAUACAUAAAAAAUAAACUGCAGAACAUUUUCACCUUUCACUACAAUGAUCUGGACCGUAUUCCUUAAAGGGUGCUAAUCUCAAUUCCAGGUGCUGCUUCUGGGAUCAUUACUUACAUUAACUUUCUUUAUCUUUGUAACAUUCUUUUAAUUAACACUUGUAUGCUAUUUUUGUUUGAGUUAUGAAAUGACUACAAAACUGUAGAUCAAAAAUAACUCUAGUUGAAUGAGAAAUUGAAUACAUCCAUCAUAUCAACUUGUUACAUUUAUUAUUAGUUUUUCAUUUGCUUUUUUGUUCACUGUUGUCUAUGUUCGAAAAUGAUUGUGACCAUUAAAGUGGUUUUAUUAUUCAGAA
Molecule: messenger RNA, 1889 nt
Organism: Puntigrus tetrazona (Sumatra barb)
Lineage: Eukaryota; Metazoa; Chordata; Actinopteri; Cypriniformes; Cyprinidae
Gene: slc35f2
Product: solute carrier family 35 member F2
Exons: 9
Coding region: 158-1285 (375 amino acids)
Biological process (GO): transmembrane transport
Cellular component (GO): membrane
Molecular function (GO): transmembrane transporter activity
Source: RefSeq, a predicted model, not a curated record